AUGUGGAUGCUUCAUUCCCACUUAGAAGGAGAACAAAAUACUCACAGGAGGAAAUACAGGGACAAUGAGUGGAACAGGGGCAGAAGAAAAGGUCAUCCAGAGGCUGCCCCAUCUCGGGUUACAUCCUAUAUGCAGCCACCAAACUCAGUUACUCUUGCUGACGCCAAGAAGUACUUGCUUAGUGGAGCCAGAUAUGGAUGUCUCCUGAGAGGCUCUGGCAGAGCCCUACUGACACAGAUUAGGAUGAUUGCUGACGACAACAACAAUGCGUACACAGUAAGACAGUCACGGAAAUGUUCACAUUCAUGGGGAAACACCUUUGAUGAAAUCGGAAUUGAGCUGUCUUUUAAGACACUGAGUAGGAGAUGGAAGGGAACCAAUCACCCUCCUGUUUCUGCUGUCAACACUGCACCAAGGCUAUCAGCACGUCUCCCAAGACGUUCUGUCUGCGUCUACUCCCUCCACUGUUUAUCAGUCCCGAUUCAGAGACUGACAGCCAAACUUCAGAUGGGGCUUGGGGAGUGUUUUGGAAGAAUUCAGAGAAAGAUAAAGGGACCGAAGAGGAUAGGGACUCCACAAGAAGACCGACAAAGUCAAGGGCAGUCAGUGGAACUUGGGGAGCACCUAGGAGAGCAUGUGGGACAAGAGACGCCAAAAAGGACGCCAAAAUAA
Rattus norvegicus (Norway rat) is the source of this 672-nucleotide messenger RNA. RefSeq lists its product as uncharacterized. The transcript is spliced from 5 exons. Bases 1 to 672 code for a protein of 223 amino acids. The record is from RefSeq and is a predicted model, not a curated record. Lineage: Eukaryota; Metazoa; Chordata; Mammalia; Rodentia; Muridae.